Messenger RNA from Sapajus apella (tufted capuchin), 2767 nucleotides. RefSeq names its product transmembrane protein 250 (gene TMEM250). Lineage: Eukaryota; Metazoa; Chordata; Mammalia; Primates; Cebidae. The transcript has 2 exons. Bases 584 to 1048 code for a protein of 154 amino acids. The record is from RefSeq and is a predicted model, not a curated record.
GAAGUGGCUCCGGCAGGGGCUCUGCAGCCGCGGGGCCCGACGCGGCGCAGGCCCGGUGCUCACGAGGCGUGGGCCGGGCCCGGGGCCCGUCGCGUCUCUGCGGCCCCGAGGAAACGGUCCUGGCCCGGCCACGGGCCUAGCGGGUGUCUGCGGAAAGACGGGGACCCGAGCGGAGCUGCGGACCGCGAGAGCCCCGCCGAGCCGUGUUUGAGGGGCGCCGCCAUGGCUGGGUUCCGGCCGCGGCGAGCUCCAGGCCGAGGCUGGCCUUAAGCAGGGCGGCUCGGCCCCGGCACCGCGCGAAGGAACCGGGCUCUGCGGCGCGGAGGGUCAGGCGGCCCCGGCCCCUCCCGCUUCCGCCCGGGCCGGGUCCCCACGGCGGAGCCCCAGGCUGAACCCCCGUGCGUCAGGCGAGGCUCUUGGCUGCAGCCCCCUGCUCUGUUACCAACUUUCCUUCUCCAGUUUGACACGUCCUGACCUUUGCGUUCAUGCCGCUCCUCGGAUUAUUUAGGCGAGCUCUAAGCGGCACUUACUAGGCCGACGCCUCCCCUGAGGCUCAGCUGCGGGCUCCCAGGCCUAGGCGCCCAUGACCCCUACGCUGACCACGCCUGGACGCCACCGCCGGGGCCCAAUGCCGGUCAUGCCCAUCCCGCGGCGGGUGCGCUCCUUCCACGGCCCGCAUACCACCUGCCUGCAUGCGGCCUGCGGGCCCGUGCGCGCCUCUCACCUGGCCCGCACCAAGUACAACAACUUCGACGUGUACAUCAAGACGCGCUGGCUGUACGGCUUCAUCCGCUUCCUGCUCUACUUCAGCUGCAGCCUGUUCACCGCGGCGCUCUGGGGCGCGCUGGCCGCCCUCUUCUGCCUGCAGUACCUGGGCGUGCGUGUCCUGCUGCGCUUCCAGCGCAAGCUGUCGGUGCUGCUGUUGCUGCUGGGCCGCCGGCGUGUGGACUUCCGCCUGGUGAACGAGCUGCUCAUCUACGGCAUCCACGUCACCAUGCUGCUGGUGGGGGGCCUCGGCUGGUGCUUCAUGGUCUUCGUGGACAUGUGAGGGCCGUGAGCGCGAGCUGGAUUCAUUGUCCUGGCCUGUGGCUGUGUUCUCUCCAAGGGUGGGGCUGGUCAGCGCCUUCGCUUCUGCCCAUCCCGCAGGCAGGUGCUGCUGCCUCGGUGCCCACGGAGAGAAAAGAAAGGGCUGAGACUUACGUGGUGAGGGUGCGGGCGCUGCCCCUAGGCUGGCUUCUUGCGCCCACCCUCCUCUCGUGCACUCUCAGGUUGUACUGCAGGGUGGGCCUCUCUGCAGGACCACACCUGCCAGGGACUUCAGACAUCACCCUGGGAGACCCCUGGACACAGGGCUGUGUGCCCAGGAGCAAAUCCGGAGGGCUCCCCUCACUGACACACCACACUGCCACAAAGCUGCUCACUCUGCCAGGGGCCGCCUGAGGCCUGGCACUGCCCUCUGUCACCCUGAAGGGCUGUGGGUCCUGAGUCCCAGGCCAGCCUUCAGGGUCUCCUUGGUUGUGUAGAUGCAGUCUAGCAGGGGGCCCCAGGGGCUCAGAUAGGAGGGGCCUCAGCAGGUUCCCAGCUCAGGGGCUGGCCUGGGGGAACCCUGGGAGCCAGGGGACCAACUCCAGCAGCGCGGGCCUGCCUGCCUCUUCCGAGAGGGCUGUCAAAAUGUCCUGUAGAAUCUGUGGAUUUCUGGGGAGGCAUCUCCAUUCCUUUCUGGCUUUUCUUGCUGGGGGUGGGGGAUUGGGCCUCUUUAUUUGAGGGAACACCCUCAAAGAAAGCCUGGGAAAUAGAGGGUGCAGUGAGCUGGGAUGGAGACUUGUGUGCCCCUAGUGUCUGGAGCAGGGAGCAGAGGCCUCAGUGCAGCAACCACUGACCUGGAGCCUGUGUGGCACCAGCAGCCUCUUGCAGCCCCGGGCGUAUGGCAAGGUUCUACCCACGCUGUCCUCCAGUGACUGGGGGUUCUGGAUGACAGCACAGGGGCAGGGGGCUGGAGGGGCACAGGUGCCUGUGUUCAGGGAGGGCGGCCACCGUGGGCCAGGCUCUCACCUAGGACCGCACACGCUGUUCCUCUCAGCCUUGCAGUCACUGCAUCACUAUGGCGACGGCCCACAGCUGUGUGACUUUGGGGGCAGAUGGGAGGGCGCCCUGAAUGAUGAUUGCAGGGAUGACGACAGAGGCCGCCCUGGAGCAGGACACAGGUUGCGGUGCUCAGAUGGCGACCCUAGCUUCACCCCAGUCCAUGUCCCCACAUCUGGGCAUGGGUGGACCCUGCCAGGCGGACCAGUGGCCCUGGGCCAUGAGGACAGUUGUGUGCCACUGGAAGAAAAACGUUUUGAGAAACCCUAAAUCAGGUAGAGAAAGCAAAAAAUAUUUGGCCAUAAACCGUGCUGUCUGAUCUGUUGGCAGCUUCUGUGGAUGACCUUCGAGGAGCCCCGCUUAGUCCAGGCCCCCGGCAGGUGGGCGGGAGCUUCCUUGUGGGGGGGUCUCAUUUCUUGCUGCAGAGAAUCUUUUGCACUAAGUCAUGCUAUUUCCUCAAAGAAGCUUUGUUUUUUGUUAACGUGUUCCUCAGAGUUGCCCGAGCCCCUUGGCAGAGGGAGAAGGAGUGGCGGGAGGGGCUGGCGGUGCUGCUCGCUGGGGGUCAGCGCCGCAGGGAGGGGCGGCACCGUGGUGCGCUCUGAGCACCUGGCUGCCUGCUGUCCUCAGUGCCUGUGAAUUCGUCAUGAGAUGAACCACCUGCAUUAAACCUAUUUUUUUAAUGUGU